GGCUAGAGAGGGCACAGAAGAGAUCCAUCCCUUUUCCCUUGGGAUCCAUCACUUAUUCCUGGACCCAGCAGAACCAGGAGCUGUACCAAAGAGCUCUGUUGGCCCUUGGGGAGAGUUAGGAAAGGUAGGAUCUUCCUGUAGGAAGUCUGCUUGCAGGAAUCCAGGACACUCAACAUGCUGCCUCAGUCCCUGUGACGGCUCUGAGCCUUUGUGUUCCAAGGUCAUGGCCCGUUCCCUCAGCUGGCACUGCUGCCCCUGGUGCCUGACAGAGGACGAGAAGAUGGCCUUAAGGAUUGACCAAGAAAUCAAUAAGAUCCUCAUGGAACAGAAGAAGAGGGACCGAGGAGAGCUUAAGCUGCUAUUGUUGGGUACCGGGGAGAGUGGAAAAAGCACCUUCAUCAAACAGAUGCGGAUUAUCCAUGGGGCAGGCUACUCUGAAGAGGACCGCAAGGGCUUCACAUCCCUGGUCUAUCAGAAUAUCUUCACCUCCAUGCAGGCCAUGAUUGAGGCCAUGGACACCCUUCACAUCCCCUAUAGCUGCCCCGAGAGCAGGCAUCACGCUGACCUGAUUAUGAACACAGAUGCCUACAAAGUGACGACCUUCGAGAAACCCCAUGCCCACGCCAUUAAGUGUCUAUGGAAAGAUGCUGGCAUCAGGAUGUGCUAUGAUCGCCGUCGGGAGUUCCAUCUGCUGGACUCUGCUGUGUAUUACCUGUCCAACUUGGAGCGUAUCACAGAAGAAAGCUACAUCCCCACAGCCCAGGACGUUCUGAGGAGCCGGAUGCCCACGACAGGCAUUAACGAAUACUGCUUCUCUGUUCAGAAGACCAACCUGAGGAUCGUGGAUGUGGGAGGCCAGAAGUCUGAACGGAAGAAGUGGAUUCACUGUUUUGAAAAUGUUAUCGCUCUCAUCUAUCUGGCCUCACUGAGCGAAUACGACCAGUGUCUGGAGGAGAACAACCAAGAGAACCGGAUGAAAGAGAGCCUGGCUCUGUUCGGCACCAUUCUGGAGCUGCCCUGGUUUAAGAACACCUCUGUCAUCCUCUUCCUUAACAAGACAGACAUCCUGGAGGAGAAGAUCCCCACCUCCCACCUGGUCACCUAUUUCCCCAGCUUCCCUGGCCCCAAGCAGGAUGCCGAAGCAGCUAAGCAGUUCAUCUUAGAUAUGUACACCGGAAUAUACACUGGCUCCGGGGAUGCCAAAGGCUCGACGAGGAAGAACUCCCGCUCAAGGCGUCUUUUUAGCCACUACACCUGUGCCACGGACACCCACAACAUCCGGAAGGUCUUCAAGGAUGUCCGGGACUCAGUGCUUGCCCGCUACCUGGACGAGAUCAACCUGCUCUGACUCCUUCCCCACGGGAAGCCAGAGAGGAGGCCAGGCUCCCGCAUACAGCACUUUGGAGGGCCCCUAAGGGUGGGGAAAGCCUCCUUUUCUCUCCCUGGCUGCUCUUGGCCCUCCUGAUGGCCCCUGGCCUUGUGUUCUCUGAAACUGGUCCUAAGCCAACUGGUACUUGCCACCGUGGAGUUCCUAGAAGGGAAUGUGGGGGGCUGGGUUUAAAUUUAGACCUUAGAACAUCAAGGCAGGCAAAGAGAAGAUGCAUAUGAGAUGCAUGAAGAUGCACGUAGAGUUGAAAAGAUUCUUAGAAAAUAUCAGGACUAGACUGGAACACAGAAUGUCAGAA
This is a messenger RNA of Trichosurus vulpecula (common brushtail), 1685 nucleotides long. RefSeq names its product G protein subunit alpha 15 (gene GNA15). Gene Ontology annotation, molecular function: G protein-coupled receptor binding; G-protein beta/gamma-subunit complex binding; guanyl nucleotide binding. The coding region runs from base 224 to 1348 and encodes 374 amino acids. Gene Ontology annotation, biological process: phospholipase C-activating dopamine receptor signaling pathway; adenylate cyclase-modulating G protein-coupled receptor signaling pathway; action potential. NCBI's taxonomy places the organism in Eukaryota, Metazoa, Chordata, Mammalia, Diprotodontia, Phalangeridae. Gene Ontology annotation, cellular component: heterotrimeric G-protein complex. The transcript has 7 exons. The record is from RefSeq and is a predicted model, not a curated record.